AUGCUCUCCCCGGACGCCCCAGCGCGUCGCGAUGCUCUCCCCGGACGCCCCAGAGCGUCGCGAUGCUCUCCCCGGACGCCCCAGAGCGUCGCUAUGCUCUCCCCGGACGCCCCAGAGCGUCGCGAUGCUCUCCCCGGACGCCCCAGAGCAUCGCGAUGCUCUCCCCGGACGCCCCAGAGCGUCGCGAUGCUCUCCCCGGACGCCCCAGAGCGUCGUGAUGCUCUCCUCGGACGCCCCAGAGCGUCGCGAUGCUCUACCCGGACGCCCCAGAGCGUCGUGAUGCUCUCCCCGGACGCCCCAGAGCGUCGUGAUGCUCUCCCCGGACGCCCCAGAGCGUCGCGAUGCUCUCCCCGAACGCCCCAGAGCGUCGCGAUGCUCUCCCCGGACGCCCCAGAGCGUCGCUAUGCUCUCCCCGGACGCCCCAGAGCGUCGCUAUGCUCUCCCCGGACGCCCCAGAGCGUCGCGAUGCUCUCCCCGGACGCCCCAGAGCAUCGCGAUGCUCUCCCCGGACGCCCCAGAGCGUCGCGAUGCUCUCCCCGGACGCCCCAGAGCGUCGCUAUGCUCUCCCCGGACGCCCCAGAGCGUCGCGAUGCUCUCCCCGGACGCCCCAGAGCAUCGCGAUGCUCUCCCCGGACGCCCCAGAGCGUCGCGAUGCUCUCCCCGGACGCCCCAGAGCGUCGAGAUGCUCUCCCUAGACGCCCCAGAGCGUCGCGAUGCUCUCCCCGGACGCCCCAGAGCGUCGCUAUGCUCUCCCCUGACGCCCCAGAGUGUCGCAAUGCUCUCCCCGGACGCCUCAGAGCGUCGCGAUGCUCUCCCCGGACGCCGAAGAGCGUCGCCAUGCUCUACCCGGACGCCCCAGAGCGUCGCGAUGCUCUCCCCGGACGCUCCAGAGCGUCGCGAUGCUCUCCCCGGACGCCCCAGAGCGUCGCUAUGCUCUCCCCGGACGCCCCAGAGCGUCGCGAUGCUCUCCCCGGACGCCCCAGAGCAUCGCGAUGCUCUCCCCGGACGCCCCAGAGCGUCGCGAUGCUCUCCCCGGACGCCCCAGAGCGUCGUGAUGCUCUCCUCGGACGCCCCAGAGCGUCGCGAUUCUCUACCCGGACGCCCCAGAGCGUCGUGAUGCUCUCCCCGGACGCCCCAGAGCGUCGUGAUGCUCUCCCCGGACGCCCCAGAGCGUCGCGAUGCUCUCCCCGAACGCCCCAGAGCGUCGCGAUGCUCUACCCGGACGCCCCAGAGCGUCGCGAUGCUCUUCCCGGACGCCGCAGCAGCGUCGCUAUGCUCUCCCCGGACGCCCCAGAGCGUCGCGAUGCUCUCCCCGGACGCCCCAGAGCGUCGCGAUGCUCUCCCCGAACGCCCCAGAGGGUCGUGAUGCUCUCCCCGGACGCCCCAGAGCGUCGCGAUGCUCUCCCCGGACGCCCCAGCUCUCCCCGGACGCCCCAGAGCGUCGCGAUGCUCUCCCCGGACGCCCCAGAGCGUCGCGAUGCUCUCCCCGGACGCCCCAGAGCAUCGCGAUGCUCUCCCCGGACGCCCCAGAGCGUCGCGAUGCUCUCCCGGGACGCCCCAGAGCGUCGCGAUGCUCUCCCCGGACGCCCCAGAGCGUCGCGAUGCUCUCCCCGGACGCCGAAGAGCGUCGCGAUGCUCUACUCGGACGCCCCAGAGCGUCGCGAUGCUCUCCCCGGACGCUCCAGAGCGUCGCGAUGCUCUCCCCGGACGCCCCAGAGCGUCGCGAUGCUCUACCCGGACGCCCCAGAGCGUCGCGAUGCUCUCCCCGGACGCCCCAGAGCGUCGCGAUGCUCUCCCCGGACGCCCCAGAGCGUCGCGAUGCUCUCCCCGGACGCCCCAGAGCGUCGCGAUGCUCUACCCGGACGCCCCAGAGCGUCGCGAUGCUCUCCCCGGACGCCCCAGCGCGUCGCGAUGCUCUCCCCGGACGCCCCAGAGCGUCGCGAUGCUCUCCCCGGACGCCCCAGAGCGUUGCGAUGCUCUACCCGGACGCCCCAGAGCGUCGCGAUGCUCUCCCCGGACGCCCCAGAGCGUCGUGAUGCUCUCCCCGGACGCCCCAGAGCGUCGCGAUGCUCUCCUCGAACGCCACAGAGCAGCGUCGCGAUGCUCUCCCCGGACGCCCCAGAGCGUCGUGAUGCUCUCCUCGGACGCCCCAGAGCGUCGCGAUGCUCUACCCGGACGCCCCAGAGCGUCGUGAUGCUCUCCCCGGACGCCCCAGAGCGUCGUGAUGCUCUCCCCGGACGCCCCAGAGCGUCGCGAUGCUCUCCCCGAACGCCCCAGAGCGUCGCGAUGCUCUCCCCGGACGCCCCAGAGCGUCGCUAUGCUCUCCCCGGACGCCCCAGAGCGUCGCUAUGCUCUCCCCGGACGCCCCAGAGCGUCGCGAUGCUCUCCCCGGACGCCCCAGAGCGUUGCGAUGCUCUACCCGGACGCCCCAGAGCGUCGCGAUGCUCUCCCCGGACGCCCCAGAGCGUCGUGAUGCUCUCCCCGGACGCCCCAGAGCGUCGCGAUGCUCUCCUCGAACGCCACAGAGCGUCGCGAUGCUCUAUUCGGACGCCCCAGAGCGUCGCGAUGCUCUUCCCGGACGCCGCAGCGCGUCGUGAUGCUCUCCCCGGACGCCCCAGAGCGUCGCGAUGCUCUCCCCGGACGCCCCAGCGCGUCGCGAUGCUCUCCCCGGACGCCCCAGAGCGUCGCGAUGCUCUCCCCGGACGCCCCAGAGCGUCGCUAUGCUCUCCCCGGACGCCCCAGAGCGUCGCGAUGCUCUCCCCGGACGCCCCAGAGCAUCGCGAUGCUCUCCCCGGACGCCCCAGAGCGUCGCGAUGCUCUCCCCGGACGCCCCAGAGCGUCGUGAUGCUCUCCUCGGACGCCCCAGAGCGUCGCGAUGCUCUACCCGGACGCCCCAGAGCGUCGUGA
Molecule: messenger RNA, 2907 nt
Organism: Closterium sp. Naga37s-1
Lineage: Eukaryota; Viridiplantae; Streptophyta; Zygnematophyceae; Desmidiales; Closteriaceae
Source: the annotation of a GenBank genome assembly